Molecule: messenger RNA, 3020 nt
Organism: Paramuricea clavata
Lineage: Eukaryota; Metazoa; Cnidaria; Anthozoa; Malacalcyonacea; Plexauridae
Source: the annotation of a GenBank genome assembly
ACUAGUAAAAUGACGUUGUUUUAAACUGCAUUUGAUUUCGUAAAUUCACAAAUUGCCUUUUGUUUCACACUUUAGUAAGCCGCCAUUUUGAAAUUAGUAUCAUUACGUCAUUUCAUCUAUAAGCUGUCGUUGAUUGGCUAUGAGCACGCUUACAAAUUUCCGGUACGCGCACGAUGGCAAUAUAUCUGCUUCGCAGAUACAAAAAUUCUGUCUUGCCAUCAUUCAGUUUGAGCUUAUCAACUAUCAUCCAAGUCCUGAUAUCCUUGAUACAAUUCAAAUACAAAUCAAUGGGAUUGCUCCGUACUUUUUGAUGCAAUUCUGUACUCCAACUCGAUCGGUAAAUCAGGCCUGAAUCCAACCAUUAAGACUGAAGUGGACAAUAUUCGAAAUAUGCGAAAUAAUAUUAUGCAUGCUGGUGAGACAACCCUAUCUGAUACUGACUUCCAAACCAUGAUCAGUGAGGUUGAAAAUACAUUUAUAGCACUCGGUCUUCCAGUUAAUGAUAUCACUCAAAUGAAAAUUAAGAGAAACCUUUACAAAUCAUUUCAAGUUUUACCUUCAAAGUUGUUUACCCACGAAGUUGUUUACCGUGGUGAGAAGGUCGACGAAAUACAAACUAACAUAUUUAUAUAUUUCUGGAAUUCCCGGAAGUGGAAAAUCGCAGCUAUCCCGGCAACUGUGCGAGGAUUUGUUCAAAGGUGUAAAUUUGGAAACAGAGACAACAUUUGUAAUGACAUUGAAUGCAAAAGAUUUAGAUACUCUUCUUGACGGGUACGAAGAUUUUUGUCCACGUCUAAAUUGUUCUGAAAAUGUAUUGAUAAAUGUAAUGAAUUCAUGCAAACCAAAAGAUGGAAAGAUCAAAGACUUACGAUCAUUGAUUGAAAACAGAAUCAAGAAUUGGAAAAGGUGGUGGAUUAUAGUAGACAACGUAGACAAUUUCGAGGACAUUUCACCCCUAAUACCUCAAAUGUGUGACGAAGUUUGGAAUAAUGGUCAAAUUAUAUUAACAAUACAGAAUACAACUGCAGUUCCUUCUGACAGUGCUUUUACUAAACACAUUUCACUCAGUCGUGGUAUGAAGAACGAAGAAUGUCGUCAGUUACUUCUCUUAUUGUCGGGAUCUGAUUCUAAUUAUACGCUAUUAGAUGAAUUUGCUGAGAAGUUAGAUUAUCAACCUUUGGCUAUGGCUGCUGCAGCUGUAUAUUUCAAAAAAGUAAUCGACGCAAUGUGUGGUCCAAAAUUUUCCUGGCAUGAUUAUUUAGAGAAGUUAAAAGGUAAAAGAGAAGUCACAGAAGAACAGCUUCUCAAAAUUAGUUCAACCUAUCCACCAAGCAUGUCGGCGGCGGUGUCCCUAGCUGUUGAAAAGUCUGCGGAAAAUAGUUUCAUUCUAAAGCACACAUGCUAUCUUUUUUCUCUGAUAUCCUUUGAACCAUUACCAGUUGAUAUUAUUGUCGAAUACAUUCAGCAGCUUGAUCAAAACUGUGAAAAAGAGGAUAUAUAUUUGGCGUUGAAAGAUUGUUCCCUUUUUCUUUAACAGAAGAUUGUGAUGUUCGUCUACAUCGUGUUGUCCACGAAGCAAUUAAAUCAUAUAGUGAUUGCAAAGAAACUCAAACUAAAGACUACUCUUGCAGCACCACUUCUAAUAUUAACAUUCCAAGUAGAGUUCAAAAUGUUGUCAGAACCUUUUAUUCUUUCUCACCCAGGGAUGAUAAAAUCAAGAUGAUUCCACACUUGAAGGCAUUUAAUGAAGCAGUUGAAAAACUAUUUCCACAAAAAACUCAUUAUAUUCAAUUAGCUUAGGCUUCAAAAAACGUGAAAUUUAUGAAAUAUAUCUGCUUUUUGGGCAAAUUUUAGAAUACUACUCUGAGUUGAAACUCGCUGUCGUAUUUCAUAACGCAAAUCUUCAGAUAUCGAGAGGUUCAGAACAGCAAACUUACGAGCGUUAUAUAUUUCCCAACCUCGGCACUUUAUACAGCAAAUUGGGCGAUUUCGAACAGGCUUUACAUUAUCAUCGACGAGCACUGGAAAUUGAAGAGAAGCAACUGGGUCCAAACCAUUUUGAUGUUGCAGCUUCUUAUAACAACAUUGGUGUGGUGUGUCGUGAUAAAGGUGACCUGGACCAAGCUAAAGAUUAUUAUCAACGAGCACUGGAAAUUCAACGAAAACAACUAGAUCCAAACCAUGCUGAUGUUGCAGCUUCUUAUAACAACAUUGGUUUGGUGUGUCGUGAUAAAGGUGAGCUCGACCAAUCUAAAGAUUAUCAUCAACGAGCACUGGAAAUUAGACAAAAACAACUAGGCCGAAACCAUGUUGAUGUUGCAGCUUCUUAUAACAACAUUGGUAUGGUGUGUCGUGAUAAAGGUGACCUGGAUCAGGCUAAAGAUUAUCAUCAACGAGCACUGGAAAUUCAACAAAAACAACUAGGUCCUAACCAUGUUCAUGUCGCAGCUUCCCAUGACAACAGUGGUAUGGUGUGUCGUGAUAAAGGUGACCUGGACCAAGCUAAAGAUUAUUAUCAACGAGCAUUGGAAAUUCGACAAAAACAACUAGGGCCGAACCAUGUUGAUGUUGCAGCUUCUUACAAUAACAUUGGUACGGUGUGUCGUCAUAAAGGUUACCCAGACCAAGCUAAAGAUUAUUAUCAACGAGCACUGGAAAUUCAACAAAAACAACUAGGUCCAAAUCAUGUUGAUGUGGCAGCUUCUUAUAACAACAUUGGUAUGGUUUGUCGUCAUAAAGGUGAUCUGGAUCAAGCUAAAGAUUAUUGUCAACGAGCGCUGGAAAUUCAACAAAAACAACUAGGUCCAAACCAUGUUAAUGUUGCAACUUCUUAUAACAACAUUGGUACUGUGUGUCGUGAUAAAGGUGACCUGGACCAAGCAAAAUACUACCAUCAACGAUCACUGGAAAUUCGACAAAAACAACUAGGUCUAACCCAUGUCGAUGUUGCAGCUUCUGAUAACAGCAUUAGUAUAGUGUGUCGUGAUAAAGGUGACCUGGGCCAAGCUAAAGAUCAUUAA